AUCAUCAGAUUCAAAACAAAACAAAUUUAAAAAAGUACAAAACAUCUGCUCCAAAAUUUCAUUGUUAUGGCGAAAGAGAUCGAUCUUCUUAAAGAAAGAGUGAAGGAGUUAGAGGAAUUACUCUGUCAGAAAAAUGAAAAUCAUGUGUCAGUUCGACAUAAAAUUGGGAAAAUGAGUUCAGAAGUUGUUGAUUCAAAUCCUUACAGCCGUUUAAUGGCCCUCAAAAGAAUGGGAAUUGUCGAAAAUUAUGAGGAAAUUCGUAAUUUCACUGUCAUAGUUGUGGGAAUUGGUGGAGUGGGUAGUGUUGUUGCAGAAAUGUUAACCCGAUGUGGUAUUGGAAAGCUCCUCCUUUUUGACUAUGAUAAAGUUGAACUGGCAAAUAUGAAUAGAUUAUUUUUUCGUCCUGAGCAAUCUGGCUUAAGCAAAGUGGAAGCUGCUGAAAGAACAUUAAGGAGCAUAAAUCCAGAUGUAGAAUUUGAAACAUAUAAUUAUAAUAUAACUUUAAUGGAUAACUUUCAGCAUUUCAUGGAAAGAAUAAGCCAUGGUGGUAAAGAUGAAAAAUCCGUAAAUUUAGUCUUGAGUUGUGUUGAUAACUUUGAAGCAAGAAUGGCUGUAAACACUGCUUGUAAUGAAUUGUCCCAACCUUGGAUGGAGUCUGGUGUCAGUGAAAAUGCAGUAUCAGGUCAUAUUCAAGUCAUUAUUCCUGGGGAAACAGCCUGUUUUGCAUGUGCACCGCCCUUGGUCGUUGCUGAAAACAUUGAUGAAAAGACAUUGAAACGGGAAGGAGUUUGCGCUGCAUCGUUACCAACUACAAUGGGAAUUGUUGCAGGGUUCCUUGUUCAAAAUGUUCUCAAAUAUCUAUUGAAGUUUGGUUCAGUUUCAUAUUACUUGGGAUAUAAUGCCCUUCAAGAUUUCUUUCCCACGAUGACAAUGAAACCAAAUCCAGUUUGCGAUGAUAAGAACUGUGUGAGACAACAGAAAGAUUAUAAGGAAAGAAUGGAAGAAGAAUGUAAGAAACAGAAGCAUGUUCCCGUCGAGGAGGUUGAAGAAAAGAAAGUUCUUCAUGAGAGUAAUGAGUGGGGUAUUGUCCUGGUCGAUGAGUCAAAACAAGAGGAGGAGAUGAACGAAAUGAAAUUAGCUGAAGGCGUAAGGUUAUUGUACAACAACCCUACCAAACAUGAGCGAAAGAUAUCGGAGUUCGAGAUAAGCAGUGAAGGGCAGACUUGUCACGAUGACGGCUUGUCUGUGGAAGAGUUAAUGAAGCAGUUGAAGGAAAUGUGAAGGAAAUAAUUUAAAUUUUUUUGUGCGAAAAGAAGCAGGCGAUGUCGUAUGAAGUAUCUACAUUUUAGACAUUUCACAUUGGAAUAUUUGUGGAAAGACGAUUCGUGUGUUUGACAAAAGCUAGAAGGUUCAUGCUUAGAUUUUGUUAGCUACUAUUCCAUGUUACGCGCAACUUCGAUCCAUUUUGGCUAAUUUAUACAUACGUAACAUGCUGUAACAGCUCGCAUACAUCAAAACGUUACCGUAACAUGGAAUGGCUGACAUCAUUUUGCAUUUACGACGAUGAAAGACAAUUCAAAUGAAAUGGAUCGUGGAUAUCUGCUUUACCACACUUUUGAGAUUGCGCGCGUAUCUGUACAUUUUUAUAAAAUGUUUAUUUAAAGGUUGAAUUUCAGAUGAUAAAUUACCAGAUUAGAUUAUAAAUCAACAUUCCUUUAUGAAAUUUAUGUGCUCAUAAAUCCACGUUGAAAAUAUGAUUCAAAAUUAAAAUAAGACGCAAAUGGUUAAUAUAAAUUCAAAAUAAAAA
Messenger RNA from Xenia sp. Carnegie-2017, 1807 nucleotides. RefSeq names its product ubiquitin-like modifier-activating enzyme 5. Gene Ontology annotation, molecular function: UFM1 activating enzyme activity. The record is from RefSeq and is a predicted model, not a curated record. Lineage: Eukaryota; Metazoa; Cnidaria; Anthozoa; Malacalcyonacea; Xeniidae. Gene Ontology annotation, cellular component: cytosol; cytoplasm. Gene Ontology annotation, biological process: protein ufmylation. The coding region runs from base 67 to 1281 and encodes 404 amino acids. The transcript is spliced from 13 exons.